GUCAGAGGGCUAUCCGCUUUUCCCGUCGUGUCAUCGGCAGCGGUGUGGCCAGCAGCAUCUCGUUGCGUGUUUAGUUGUGAAUAUAUAUAUACGCACACUGGCGUCGUGCGUCGAAGAGUAAAAGAAACUUUGAUUAUCAUUCAGUCUCUCUUGCGUGUGCGUAUUGAAGGAGGGAGAGGUGGGGGCACUCCGAUACGACGACACAAGCACCGUCUGCGCUUGGUAUCUGGUGUUUUUUUUUCGUGCGAGGCAUCAUGGCGAAUCAGGACAUCGAGCCGAUGUCACGUUUACUCAAGCUCGCCAAGAAAUUCAACUGCUUUUACCUGUCAGGUCUCCAUGCAGGGGAUUGUCGGGCAUUUGUUGUCGAUGGACAACAAAUUGGACUUGUCAGACCGGAUGUUAUGAAGGAACUUCUGAAUUACCCGCAGGUAUUUCAAGUUUAUCCAGAGUAUGUGCAACUGAAUCCAGCUUUUCGCGACUACGCCGAAAGAAGCGCAAAAGUCGACGAGGUAUUACGAGAAUGGCGAUGUGGUGGAAAAUUUAUUGCAUUACGUGGUUGGAGGGAAGAAUAUUACGACGUACGAGCUCAAUUCAACACGCCCCCGCUAUUCAAAAUGGAUCGAUCGGCCACAUCACUGUUUGGUAUACGAAAAUACGGAGUAGACAUAAACGGCUAUGUAAUGGAUCCAGUGAAAGGAUUGUCAAUUUGGCUACAAAAGCGAAGUCCCAACAAACAAACAUGGCCUGGCUAUUGGGAUAAUUGUGUUAGCGGAGGUUUGAGCGUGGGUUUCGGCAUUAAUGAAACAGCGAUCAAGGAGGCACGCGAAGAGGCUGGUAUUCCCAAUCAUUUGCUCACCAAGCUGAAGAGUGCAGGCUGUGUGUCAUUGUUUUUCGAGAGUGAACGAGGACUUUUUCCAAAUACUGAAUUUGUGUUCGACUUAGAACUUCCCGUAGACUUUGUGCCUACAAACAAAGAUGGAGAAGUGGAGACUUUUGAAUUACUGCCUGUGAGUGAGUGUCUUGAAAGAGUACUUUCAUCACACUUCAAAACUACGUCCGUUCCAGUGUCAAUAGACUUUUUAAUUAGACAUGGGUACAUCACUCCUGAAAACGAACCUAACUUUAUCCAAAUAAUGGAAUUAUUACACGUUCCGCUGCAAACAAUGUACAAUCAACCGCACAGAAAGCACAAAAUCGCAGCCAAUGGAGAGACGAAUGAUACUUUAGAACGAAUUUAAAUCUUAUACUUACUAGGUACUAAUUGCAAAUCGUACUAGGAAUACAUUUUUUACCAAAAUAAUGGAAAUUUUGUUACUUUUCUAGUAAGAUGUGCUUUAUCAAUGUUUAUAUAGCAUUAAAAACCAACAAUUUUCAUAAAUUCGUUUAAUUUGAUUGCUUGAAUAGUCGAUUCAAAUUACUUUAACGAUUACCUGGGUUAAAGAAACAAUUAUAUACUUAUUGCCAUUCGAAAGUUUUUCAUUUUAUUACAAUUAUAUUAGCUGAGUAUUAUAAUUUCUACAUCAACGAAAAUUUUUAGACAGGCUAAAAAAGAAUGGACUUUUGUGUGAUAUCGAUGAAUAAAUAAAAGAAAUAUGAAAUUUAAAUAAGACACUCAUCAAUGAUGUAUAAUCAAAAGCGUACUAUGAAAAUACGGAAUAGCAAGUUUAUACACUAUUAAAUGCAUAUUCUUUAAAAAUAAUAUAAGUACAUGAUAUUAUGCGCUUUAAAUUAUUUCGAAUCUUGAUUCAUAUUGACAAUGAGUAUAUUUAACUAGAGCCAUAACUGCUUUCAAAGACAAAAAAUCUGUUAGUAAACAAUAUUAAUCAAGAAAUCGAACAACGAAGUAUUACUCCUGCGUCAUUCCAAACAGAAUUAGUGCAAAAAGUGUGUACGAAAUGAAGUUAUGAUGCCUUAUUGUUUAUGGAUUAUUAAAUGAUUCUAUGAUUAAUUUUAAAAGUU
This is a messenger RNA of Phymastichus coffea, 1959 nucleotides long. RefSeq lists its product as uncharacterized. Gene Ontology annotation, molecular function: 8-oxo-dGDP phosphatase activity. The record is from RefSeq and is a predicted model, not a curated record. The transcript is spliced from 5 exons. NCBI's taxonomy places the organism in Eukaryota, Metazoa, Arthropoda, Insecta, Hymenoptera, Eulophidae. The coding region runs from base 255 to 1238 and encodes 327 amino acids.